CACUCAACAAGAGGAGAUUUGUAUUUCGGACCUAACUUCAAGGUGACAGUGACAAAUACACUAUUUUUGUUGUUUCCAAAAUCUCAUAAGUUUGACAUUUUUAUACAUUCUCAUCAAUGUUUUUUACCUAAGUCUAAAUAAAUUGCUUUUAUUUGAGUGCCACUAAAUUAAAAAUAACAUUUGCGGAAUGAAACUGUAAUCUCAAAAUGGCAGGAAUGUCGCCAUCAGAGAGGAGAUUGCAAAAAGAGUUGAUGUCCCUGAUUAAGGAGCCUCCACCUGGAGUUGCAGUUGACGCGAAUAUCGCUGAACAAAACCUAUUGCAUUGGAUCAUAAACAUGGAAGGUGCUGCAGGGACACUUUAUGAAGGAGAAAGAUUCCAACUACAAUUUAAAUUUAGUAAUAAAUACCCUUUUGAUUCACCUGAGGUAACGUUUGUAGGAGCUAACAUUCCAGUCCACCCACAUGUAUAUAGUAAUGGCCACAUUUGCUUGUCUAUUUUAACAGACGACUGGUCCCCAGCCUUAUCAGUCCAAUCUGUUUGCCUAUCCAUAGUGUCUAUGCUAAGUAGCUGUAAAGAAAAACAACGACCGCCAGACAAUGCUUUUUAUGUAAAAACUUGCAAUAAAAAUCCUAAGAAAACCAAAUGGUGGUAUCAUGACGACUCUGUAUAAAAACAACAAAACAGUGAAUGUAAAAAGAAAACUUAAAAGUUAUGUGAUUUUAAUAUUGUUUAUGAUAGAUUUGAAAUUUUAUAAUAAAAACCAUAGUUUUUCUGUCUUAUUGAAAUUAUAUUGUGUUAGACUCUAAACAAUAAAAAUAUUACUUGUCUAGUGCCUAUCAUAUAAAUACCUAUUAUGCUUUAUAUUUGUCUUAAUAUUAUAGAUGUUUAAAUUGUUGCUAUUAAAUAUACGUAAAAGUGCC
This is a messenger RNA of Psylliodes chrysocephalus, 921 nucleotides long. NCBI's taxonomy places the organism in Eukaryota, Metazoa, Arthropoda, Insecta, Coleoptera, Chrysomelidae. The record is from the annotation of a GenBank genome assembly.